This is a messenger RNA of Adineta steineri, 1749 nucleotides long. The record is from the annotation of a GenBank genome assembly. NCBI's taxonomy places the organism in Eukaryota, Metazoa, Rotifera, Eurotatoria, Adinetida, Adinetidae.
AUGGCUUUGGACAUCAAAUGUUUAAAUGUCACUCUUUCAUUACCAAUUAUACCGAAUAACAAUAAUAUGACUAGUAUUCCUAGUCAUUCUUAUUAUAAUUCGAAUGGAAAAACAAUCUCUCAAUUGAUUUCAUCAUCAUUGGCUCGUUCGACUUUUUCUAUAGAUGAUGUUCGAUCAUUACUGAAAAUGAUCACAUCAAAUAAUACUAAAUCGUUGGAUGCUUCCACUAUUGUUAACUUGAAACCUAUCACGUCUACGAUUAUUUAUACAAGUGUAACUUUGGUAUUAUUUAUCAUACUUUCAUUAUUAUUCUAUAUCAUUUCAUGUAGCAGUUGUUCGAAGAAAAAAUUAAAUAAAAAAAGAACAUGUACUGGAAAGUGUGUAUGUACAGUAUUGAUAUUAUUAAUUGGUUUGAUUGUUAUUGGUCAAACAAUUUAUAUUGUCUAUCAAAUCAGCAGAACAACAAACUAUCUCGAUGAUUCAAUUAAAGAAACAAAUCAAGAAAUUUAUCCAAAAGAAAUUUCUCUAUACUUAGAACAUCUUCUUCGACAAAUGAAGCUACUCGAUCAAUAUAUGACUCAGACUGAUUCUAUCGUAAUCGAAGCUUCGAGAUCGAUGCUUGUUAAAUCAUUUAAUGAAAUUUUUUCAAAACAAUACUCUCUGGAUAUAAUCCGACAGUCGGUGGAUGAAAGUGAUGUACAUAUUAAAGAAUUGAAUGAACUCAUUAAUCAAGAAAUAAAUUUAUUACCGGGAACGAUCGAUGUAUUUGCAGAAAUACAAAAUCAACAUCGAGAAAUGAUUGAAUAUUUAGAAAUACCAUUACAAGAAUUAUGCGAUUAUGCUGAUGGUAGUGAAAUAGAAAUUGAUAAGACAAUUUUACAUGCAUUACAUCUUAUUCAUGAACAAUUAGAAAAAAUAAUUGAAAAAAUUGAAAAUGAUUUUCUUAGUUUUUUGAAUCCAUGGCAAAAUGCAAUGUUAAUGAGUGAGAGUUUAGAAGAACAAAUUCGAUGGUAUGUUCGUCUGGUGAAAACAAUUACCAUCGUUUUGGUUCUUACUUUUGGUCUUAGUCCAAUCAUUUUUUUUGUUAUCGUCAUCGUAUGUUGUCGAAAUCGUUGUCAUCGAAAACAUCCAUUACCGAAGCAUCGCAUGAAUAAUGAAAAAGAAAACAGUCGAACUACAGAAGUAUUGAUAAACGUAUCAUCGUCGAAAGAUUCCUCCAAUGCUGUUCGCUGUUGGAUGCGAAUAUUUUUCUUUCCAUUGAUGUGCAUAUUGAUUGUAAUAAUUCUUCUUACGAGUAUUUUAUAUACUGUAGAUCUUUUUGCUCAAAGCACUUGCCGAACAGUUCACGAUGAUCAAUCAUUUCUGAUUUCGUUUCUCAUUGAUGAAUUACUUGGACCAAAUAAAAAUGAAUUGAUUGUUGGUGGAUUUGAUGUAGAAACAAUAUUCAGAACGAUUAUAGACGAUUGUGGAAAUCAAAUACAUUUUAGUGAACAUUUUUUUGGUAAUCAAUUAAAUCCUUUGCAAACUGAUGUUGAUCAAGCAAUGAAUGAGUUAAAUAAGAAAAUCGAUGAUAAAUUCAAUGCUUCGAUUACCGCUAUUAGUAUUACAUCAGAUCUUGAACGUCUUGACCAGUUCUCUAUGAUAAUUAACUCAACCGAAAUUCAAAAUAAAAUACAAGAAAUACGCAAUGAUUUGCAAUACCAGAAAAUAUUAUUAAUCAAACGAUCAAUGACUUCGAAACGUAUGUGA